Molecule: messenger RNA, 4326 nt
Organism: Melospiza georgiana
Lineage: Eukaryota; Metazoa; Chordata; Aves; Passeriformes; Passerellidae
Gene: SMURF2
Product: SMAD specific E3 ubiquitin protein ligase 2
Exons: 19
Coding region: 205-2466 (753 amino acids)
Biological process (GO): ubiquitin-dependent protein catabolic process; negative regulation of BMP signaling pathway
Molecular function (GO): ubiquitin protein ligase activity; protein binding
Source: RefSeq, a predicted model, not a curated record
CGGGGAAGCGGAGGGAAGCGGGGAAGGCUCCGCUCCUCCUCCGCGGCCCCGGCCCCGCUCAUGGCGACGCUGGGCACAUCCGGGCCUCUCCUCCUUCUCCUCCUCCUUCGGCGGCCGCCGCUGCCCUGAGCGCCCGGCCCGGCUCCAUUCGCGCCUCCCCCGAGCCCUUGGCGGAGCAGCGGCGGGGGAGCCCCGGCCGGGGCCAUGUCCAACCCGGGGGCCCGGCGGAACGGGCCCGUCAAGCUGCGGCUGACAGUACUGUGUGCAAAAAACUUGGUGAAAAAGGACUUUUUCCGACUUCCUGAUCCCUUUGCUAAGGUUGUGGUGGAUGGAUCUGGCCAAUGCCAUUCUACAGAUACUGUGAAGAAUACACUUGAUCCCAAAUGGAAUCAGCAUUAUGACCUAUACAUUGGGAAGUCGGAUUCAAUAACGAUCAGCGUGUGGAACCACAAGAAAAUUCACAAAAAGCAGGGAGCUGGUUUUCUGGGCUGUGUCAGGCUUCUCUCAAACGCCAUCAACCGCCUUAAAGACACUGGUUAUCAGAGGUUGGAUCUCUGCAAGCUUGGGCCAAAUGACAACGAUACUGUUAGAGGACAGAUAGUAGUCAGUCUUCAGUCCAGAGACCGAAUAGGCACGGGAGGACAAGUUGUGGACUGCAGUCGCUUGUUCGAUAACGAUUUACCAGAUGGGUGGGAGGAGCGCAGGACUGCUUCUGGAAGGAUCCAGUAUCUAAACCACAUCACAAGGACAACGCAGUGGGAGCGACCCACACGGCCAGCAUCGGAGUACUCGAGCCCGGGCAGGCCCCUGAGCUGCCUGGUGGAUGAGAACACUCCCAUCGGCGGCACCAACGGCGCGUCCUGCGGGCAGGCGGCGGAUCCGCGGCUGGCCGAGAGGAGGGUGCGCUCGCAGAGGCACAGGAACUACAUGAGCAGGACACACCUGCACACCCCUCCCGACCUGCCUGAGGGAUAUGAGCAAAGGACAACUCAGCAAGGUCAGGUCUAUUUUCUGCAUACUCAAACUGGUGUCAGCACGUGGCACGAUCCAAGAGUACCUAGGGAUCUUAGCAACAUCAAUUGUGAAGAGCUUGGUCCACUGCCUCCUGGAUGGGAGAUCCGAAAUACAGCGACGGGCAGGGUUUAUUUUGUUGACCAUAACAACAGAACGACGCAGUUCACGGACCCGCGGCUCUCUGCAAACCUGCACUUGGUCCUGAACCGGCAGAACCAGCUGAAGGACCAGCAGCAGCAGCAGCAGCAGCAGGUGGUGUCCCUGUGCCAGCUGCCGGACGAGGCCGAGUGCCUGACGGUGCCGCGCUACAAGCGGGACCUGGUGCAGAAGCUGAAGAUCCUGAGGCAGGAGCUGUCCCAGCAGCAGCCCCAGGCUGGCCACUGUCGGAUCGAGGUCUCCAGGGAGGAGAUUUUUGAGGAAUCCUACAGGCAAGUCAUGAAGAUGAGGCCAAAAGACCUGUGGAAACGAUUGAUGAUAAAAUUCCGUGGGGAGGAGGGCCUUGAUUAUGGAGGUGUGGCCAGGGAGUGGCUGUACCUGCUGUCCCAUGAGAUGCUCAAUCCAUACUAUGGGCUCUUCCAGUACUCCCGGGAUGACAUUUACACGCUGCAGAUCAACCCCGACUCCGCCGUCAACCCGGAACACUUGUCCUAUUUCCACUUUGUGGGCAGGAUCAUGGGGAUGGCUGUGUUCCACGGGCACUACAUUGACGGCGGCUUCACGUUGCCUUUCUACAAGCAGCUGCUUGGGAAGCCAAUUACUUUGGAUGACAUGGAACUGGUGGACCCUGAUCUCCAUAACAGCUUAGUCUGGAUACUUGAGAACGACAUCACCGGGGUCCUGGACCACACGUUCUGUGUGGAGCACAACGCCUACGGGGAGAUCAUCCAGCACGAGCUGAAACCCAACGGCAAAAGCAUCCCCGUGACUGAGGAGAACAAAAAGGAAUAUGUCAGGCUUUAUGUGAACUGGCGGUUUUUGCGAGGAAUUGAAGCUCAGUUUCUGGCACUCCAGAAGGGAUUUAAUGAAGUAAUCCCACAACAUCUGCUGAAGACAUUUGAUGAGAAGGAGCUGGAGCUCAUCAUUUGCGGACUGGGAAAAAUCGAUGUGAACGACUGGAAGGCAAACACGAGGUUAAAACACUGCACCCCCGACAGCAACAUCGUCAAGUGGUUCUGGAAGGCUGUGGAGCUCUUCGACGAGGAGAGGAGGGCGCGGCUGCUGCAGUUCGUGACCGGCUCCUCGCGGGUGCCUCUGCAGGGCUUCAAGGCACUGCAAGGUGCUGCAGGCCCACGACUCUUCACAAUACACCAGAUCGACGCCAGCACUAAUAAUUUGCCUAAAGCUCAUACCUGCUUCAACAGGAUCGACAUUCCUGCCUACGAGAGCUACGAGAAGCUCUACGAGAAGCUGCUCACGGCCAUCGAGGAGACCUGUGGCUUUGCUGUGGAAUGACCCUGCCAGCCUCUCCCAGACUCUAUUUAUACUCCUGUCAGCCAGAAAGCCCUUCCUUCCCUCAGCCAAGACUCAAGAAAUGCUUGAAAUACAGGAAACUUUCCCUUUUCUACACUAGGACAUUGGGAGGGAAAGGACAACUUUUGGAUUUAUUUUUUUUUUUAAUUUUUAAAUUUUUUUAUUUCAAGAAAAUAGGUUCUGUGGUUCCUGCCAUAGGAUCAUUCAGCUGCUAUUAAAAACUAAUAUCUUGAACAUACAGAAUGCUGACUUUUCCUACAUUUCAACAGUUAAGCAGUAUUCUAUACUUAAAGACUACUACUAUUUUUGUAAGAGGUAAUCUAUUAUAUUUGCCUACCUGAUUUCUAUUCUCAGAUACCAAGACACAACUUCAGCAGUCGGUACAAGUCACGUUUCAGCCUGUUUUAAAUGUAUGAUACUGAACAGCAUCUAUACCUGCUAUUUUUGGAAAAAAAAAUAUUUUGGAUUAUUCUAACUUUGCAUAAAAUUGGCUGAAAGAAUCAUUAAUCUUUUUAAUGAAAGCCACUUACAUGUUAACUGCAUUUUCUUAUAGUAAACUAUGAUAUUCUGCAAUGUAAAUUCCAGGUAAAUGUUGCCACAGGGGCUUUUUUUAUAUUUUUCAAGCAGGAAUUCCGGAUAUGAUGUUUUGGGGUCCUAUUUAUAUCACUUGUCAGAUUCCUCCAGCAGAAUUUCUAGUGAGUGACACAGACUAUUUGGUACAGUCCUUGUGUUUACACGUGGAAUAACCUUUUCUUAAUGAACAGUAGAUGUUUUGAUUUUUUUUUUAAACAGCAUUUUUCUAACAAGUCUGUCAAGAGUACUUUUUGUUGCUUUUGACCUUAAAUUGAAACACUGCAUUUUUCAGCUGUUGAAGCACUGAUGGGCUUUGCCAGCAGAAGCCUGUCAGCAGUUUGUUCCAGAAUCCAUCCUGUCCAGUCAACCAAAGUUUGUUUGAAUGCAGCCAAAUCAUAUUCUGUAUUUGUUGAUGCUAAAGAUUUAUCAGGUAAAACAUGUUGUAAUCUCUGUCCAGCUGCUCAUGACACUUGGGUUUAAGUUACAGCUAAGGAAAAAUGGUGUAUUGACUGAAAUAUGUGUAAUGUGCUUUGGAAAUGAGGUUGUAAGAGCACAUAAUUUAUUGAUUGUAGGGAUGGAAGUAAGUAUAUAUAUGAUUUAUAGCAUGGGUUGAUCUCUUCAAAGGGGAAUAAAAUGCACUACCAGUAGAGGGAACUGAACUUUGAUGUUAGUUUGGAAAUUCUCAGUUGAGAUCUGUCUGAUCUGCUCUUGGUGUGUGGAUAAAUCAGGCUGCUUCAGACACAGUGCCCUUCUCCUCUCAGCCACGAGAAUAUUUGGAAGAAGUAGCAGUUUUUUUCCAAUCAGUGUUGUGUUUUUGUAACUUAGGUUACAAUUAAUCAUCAAAUCUGCACUAUUUUUUCACUGCCAAUGAGAAGAAAGUCAAAGGUAUUGAAAAUGCUAAAGGGAUGGGAUGUAAGCAGCUGUUCCAUGUUUGCAGUGGCAGUCACAGUGAACCAGCUAUUUACUGUCUGUUCUGUGCAGCUUAAACUAAAUCUUGUUCUGCCAAGUCUGACUGCCACAGUGAGUAAACUACUACUGGAUGUUGUGUGUUAGAGUAGUGGGCAAGGGACUACUUUUAUAGAAUUGUGGUGAGAAUCUGGUGAGCCAAAGCCACAUGUUGGUUUGAUUAUUUCUGUUGUACAGCUGUUGCUGGCAGCUUUGUUCCAAGGACUUUGCUUCCCUUUCUGGGCUGGCUGCAGGAUGAGGCUACUGAGGGAUGGAAACAGAAAGCCAAGAGACUUGCUGGGACAGCCAGGCUGGAGACACAGC